Messenger RNA from Hordeum vulgare subsp. vulgare (domesticated barley), 909 nucleotides. Its product is annotated as photosystem II reaction center PSB28 protein, chloroplastic-like. Gene Ontology annotation, cellular component: photosystem II oxygen evolving complex; chloroplast thylakoid membrane; photosystem II. The record is from RefSeq and is a predicted model, not a curated record. Lineage: Eukaryota; Viridiplantae; Streptophyta; Magnoliopsida; Poales; Poaceae. The transcript has 2 exons. The coding region runs from base 93 to 641 and encodes 182 amino acids. Gene Ontology annotation, biological process: photosynthesis.
CCACCCAAUCGCUCCCUGCCAUCAUCUCCCUCCUCUGCACCACUCAAAACCACACCCCUUCCAUCCUGCCUCUCUUGCUCGCCCAGGCGGCCAUGGAAGCUCUGGCCGUCGCCUCGCCGGCCCUGACGCGGCCGCAGCCCCGCCGACGAUGCCUCGCCGCAGGCUCGUGGUGCCAGAGGAGGACGAGCCAACUGCACACCUCCUUCAGCGGCGUCACGGUGCAGCUGCACAAACCGCUGAGCCCAACGGCGACCAGUUCCCGGCGAUCAUCAUCGUCAGUGGUGGCGGUGGCGAUGUUGUCGCGUCCGUCGAUCCAGUUCAUCCAGGGCACGGACGAGCAGACGAUCCCGGACGUGCGGCUGACCAAGUCCCGGGACGGCAGCAACGGGGUGGCCAUCUUCACCUUCGAGCAGCCGUCGGUGUUCGACUCGUCGGCGGAGCUGGGCGACAUCACCGGAUUCUACAUGGUCGACGAGGAGGGCACGCUGAGCUCCGUGGACGUCAGCGCCAAGUUCGUCAACGGCAAGCCGGCGGCCGUGGAGGCCAAGUACGUGAUGCGCACCCCCAGGGACUGGGACCGAUUCAUGCGCUUCAUGGAGCGCUACUCCCAGGCCAACGGCCUCCAGUUCCUCAAGAAGUAGCCAUCCGUCCGUUCGUCCAUCCAAUCCAUCAUCAUCAUCAUCAUCAUCCAUGAAUUCAUCUUCGAUUCUUAUUCUUCUUCUACAUGUUUUUGGUUUCAUGGAUGGAUUCCUGACAGAAAACUAGCUGCAUUGAGUUCAGUCAUCGCUGUGACUGUUGAUUUGUGUGCUCUGUGGCUUGCGUACCCUGUUCAUUGAGCAUGCGAUGCUUGAUUCUUCAUGCUGCCUUUUCUCCUUGAUUCUUUGAUAAUAUAUAUGCUUUUCUGAACAA